Molecule: messenger RNA, 399 nt
Organism: Lagopus muta (rock ptarmigan)
Lineage: Eukaryota; Metazoa; Chordata; Aves; Galliformes; Phasianidae
Product: rRNA N6-adenosine-methyltransferase METTL5-like
Biological process (GO): rRNA methylation
Molecular function (GO): rRNA (adenine-N6-)-methyltransferase activity; nucleic acid binding
Source: RefSeq, a predicted model, not a curated record
AUGAAGAAAUUAAAGCUCAAAGAACUGGAAAGCUGCCUGCAGCAGGUUGAUACCUUUGAAAGUCCAAAAGUGCUUCUUGAGCACUACCCCAUCACAGCAUGUAUGCAGUACACAGUUUAUAAUGCUUUCGAUGAUGUUGAUAAAGUUGGAGAUAUAGGAUGUGGUUGUGGCAUGCUCAGCUUUGGAACUGCAACAUUGGGAGCAGGAUUGUGUAUGGGGUUUGACAUAGAUGCAGAAGGACUGGAAAUGUUCAACAGCAACCUUGAAGACUUGGAGCUCAUGAAUGUUGAUGCGGUUCAGUGUGAUGUCUCUUCUUUGAAAGACAGAAUGUCAGAGACUCUCGACACAGUUAUCAUGAACCCUCCUUUUGGUACCAAACAUGAUAUGACACCAAGAUGA